CCCGGCGCGGCUGAGGUGGCGGCAGCUGGGCCCCUGGCAGCCGCUCGCUGCCACCCGAACCCGGCUGGGAGAUGCAUCUUGCCGCAGGAGGGAAGCAAAUGGAUCCCUUGCCCAAUCCCGCACCCCUGGCCUCGAAGCUACGGAAUACGCUGGUUCGGUAUCACAGCAUCGCAGACAGCGAGUGGCGUGUGGCGAAGAAAACCAAAGAUGCAACUGUGUGGCGUAAACAAUCGGAGGAAUUCAGUGGAUACCUCUACAAAGCUCAAGGAGUGGUGGAAGAUGCUACUAACAGAAUAGUGGAUCAUAUUCGCCCUGGACCUUACAGGCUAGACUGGGACAGCCUAAUGACUUCAAUGGACAUCCUGGAAACAUUUGAAGAGAACUGCUGUGUGAUGCGCUACACAACUGCUGGCCAGCUCUGGAACAUCAUAGCACCAAGGGAGUUUGUUGAUUUCUCUUACACUACAAGCUACGAAGACGGGCUUCUAACAUGCGGUAUAAGCCUGGACUAUGGAGAGGUGAGACCAAACUUUGUCCGUGGAUUCAAUCACCCUUGCGGUUGGUUCUGUGUCCCUCUCAAGGACGCUCCUGGCCACAGUCUUUUGACAGGCUACAUCCAGACUGAACUGCGAGGGAUGCUACCACAGUCUGCAGUAGACACUGCCAUGUCUAGUACACUGGCCAAUUUCUACUCUGACCUCAAAAAGGCACUCAAAACAUAGACAAACACUGACUUAAAAGCCCGUGCGUUCCUUGAAAUCAGAUUAUGUUGUGUAUCUUAGCGUAGGUUACCUAAAUUGAGGUGAGUGACACUCUUCCUGAAUGACACCUGAACCUUUGUGUUGAGGAUCCAAACAGCUUUAGCAAGUGCUUUUUGGUGUGAUGAUUGGCAUACAUUCCCUGUGCACAGUGCAAUAUGCUUUUUGCUGCUUGGCACUCUGCAGCUUUGUGAGGAAUAGCCUGAAUCUCUAAACCCCCAGCUUCCUUAGUAGAAAGCACAAGAUGUGUGUGUGGGCUUGGAAAAUGCAGCAUGAGCUCAGCUCCCUGCAGCAGUUUUGGGAGCCAGGUGCUCGAGAUUUUGACAGUGCACAUUGCUGUACAGGCAGCAUCUCAUUGAAGAUGUAAUUUAGUAAACUAUAUAUAUAUAUAUAUUGGUAUUUACUUAAAUUCUUUGAUUUUUUUAAAGUUUGUUCAGCUGCAUCUGUAAUUUGUUUUUAAAUUUGCUUUGAUUUAUCAUAUAGAUAUUAUAUAGCUAAGUUGUUAAAUGAUACUAUUCAUAAAAAAGCUAUUUGUACUUGAGAACAUAAGUAAGUGUUCAUUUUUGGCAUUUCUUUGAUAUUGUAACAGUAACUUACUUACUGUUGUAUACAACAGUCUCAGUGCAUAAAGAAAUGCCCUUACAGCUGAUCCGAAGCUCAUUUAGGUCAUCACAUGUCUUUCCAUUGUUUUUUGUUGUUUUUUGUUGGCUUUUUUUGUGGGCUUUUAAUCACACAGUUGUCAAAAUAGCAAACCUCUAAUGGAUCUUCAGUGAUACUCUUUACUUCUAAGGACAUUUUUACUUAAAUGUGCAUGUAAUACAUAUGUGGGAAUUUUGUUUAGUUGGGUUUUUGGGGGAUUUUCUUUCUGUGUAUGUUUCUUGAACUGCAUACCCUGGAAUAACAAAAGCAGCAGAAAGAGCCACUUCUUUGCUUCAGGGAUAGGUGUUGCUGUAGCCACAGCACCACAGACUUGCCAGUGUUCUGGUGCUGUAGCGUGGUUCUGUUCUGCCCCUAGGUUGAUCUGUGCAAUAAAUUAAGAACUUAAAAUACAAGCAACUGAAGGCCAAAGCUCAAGCUGCAGAAUUGCUCAGACCUGCUGAAGGAUACAGGGUCUUUUUUAAAGAUGCAAAUUUCAAGGAUAUUCAGCAGUCCAGUGAUUCUGAUAGAUAUAUAGCAGGGGCAUUUAAGAAAUAACUCUCUCCCUGCCAGGAACAUGAAUUCUCUUUAAAAUCUGAUGCUAAGCCUUUAAUGUUGGUAUGUGUCAUUUGCUCAGGUGAUGUAGUUAUCCCUAUGCUUUGCCAGUGCUCUCACAGUGGCAAGUUUAACUGUGUAGGAGUUAGGAAAAGUAUCUUUGUUCCCUGAUACUGUGGAGCCAAUUGUAUACAUACAAUCCAGGGACAGGUUUUAGACUCAGAAAAACAAAAAUUCAGAUCAAAGUCCCUUGCAAUAUUGGCUUUUUUGACACUGACCACUGUAGCUGAACUCUGAAUAGUGAGGACUUCCCUUUCUUAUUGCUCAGUCAGAGAGGUAGAAAAAACAUAACACCAAAUAUAGUGGGGGCUUUUUCAACCUGCUUCAUGUUUUAAGGUAUUUAGUACUAUUUAAGACAGUUAAAAACAAUGCAUCAAACAGCCUUUGGUCCUCAUGGGCAGAAAAUGUUAAUUCCUUUUUAGGUUUUGUGUAUUUCCCUUUAAACCCCUCAGUUAGUCUUCCCAUUUUUUUUUCUACCUUCCUCAUGUCUGCCAAACUACUGCAAGCUCACAAGGUGAUCUUCUACCACCAAGGACACCAAGGAAUUGCUGCCAAUAUUCUCUCAUUUCUAGUACUGGUACAGAGGCAAUUAUGAAAUCUUUGGCAGUGCUGCUCCGUGGGAUGAAUGGUGACAUCACUGUAGAGGAAAGUGUUUGAAGUGUAGCCUAUUUUUUCUUUCCAGUUACAAAGAUUACAUGUGCAGUGAAUCUGCAUAUUCAUGUCUUCUCUUUUUAGAGCUGCUGGGACUGACUAAUGGAGGGAUACAGAUGUAUGUAGAGAAAAAUACUGCCUCUCUAUGUAAAAAGCCGAGUUUAAAUGUGCACAGAGGCACUUCAGUGCUGGAGAAAUGGGUCAGAAGGAGCACAGGACACAGGAGGAUGUUGGUACAGCACCAGGCACCACAGAAGUAAUUGUUCCAAACACCCAUUUUAGGGGCUCUGACACAUACACAGUACUUAUCCUUAUUUAGUAUCCAGUGAAAUGUUUUUUUUCUGGUUUUAGUGAAGACAAACUGGUGAAGCACAGAGCAGCUGAAGAAAGAAGAACUUGAGCUAAAGUAAGAAAAUUGCUAGUGCAUUUUUAUAUACUGAUACUUUUAAUAAAAUUUUAGCUAUAGACUAGUACAGAACUAGGAGAAAGAUGUCCAAUUUAAAUUGUAUUUAUUUGAACCUGAAAUUUAUAUUAUUUUUAUAUAGCUAUAGAUGGAGAGGGAGGAAGAGCUGUUCUUUAACCAGAGUACAUCAGAACCAAGAAAGCCACAGUAUCAGAGCCUCUUCUUCCACUGUUGCAUUCUUCUCCUCUUGAGUUAGUGGACAAUCUAGGUGGAGCCAAGAGGGUUAAAACUGGAAAGCAGUGGCAAGGACAAAGUGCAGGAGCCCAUGUUUUGCCUAUGCAGAAGUAAUGGGAGACAAAGUAAAUGCUUAGUAUAGAUUUCUAUCACUGAGGAAUACAGUUAUCCAGAAGUGUCUUCUGAACAAAUUGCCCAAGAACAGCAGAGAUCUUAUUUUGCUAGAUAAAUAGCAUGUAUAUAGGCACAUCAAAAAUAUUUUUAUAUGGCUAAUAUUUUUUUUAAGAAAGCCUUACUUUUUAAGAGGUAUGGGCAAUGUGACACUUUACUCUUUGGCACUUUAACUAGGUGAUUUGUAUAUGUGUGGGAAAGGUUUUCAUGCUUGGGUUUGUUCCUCAUCUAAAAGCUCCAGCAUUAAACUUUUCCUGUAGAUGUGCAGAAGAUGCAGAGAUGGGGUUAAGCUCACUUUAGAGGCAAAGUACCACAGCUGGCUGGGAGGUGGACUGAUACCUCAGAGAGAUACCCUCUCUGAGGUGCACAGUCCCUGAUCUUAAAUUUGAUGAAUUUAUAAAUGUGAAACAUGAUGAACUUACAAAACACAGAGCGUAUAAUUUCUCCAGUAAUUAUAAGUAACCAGAACAGUUUUGAUGGUGUGACCUGGUGGUUCAGCCUAGGAGGUGCACUGCUGUAAAAAUAGCCCUAAGUCUAGUGAAACCAGUCAAGUUGUGCCUGUGUAUGGAAAGUCAAAGUCUGUUUUAACAGUGAGUUUAACUUACUGUGGUCAGCAUUUAAGGGAUUGUAUUUGUAUCUUGAGUGCAACUGCAGAAUAAAUUAAAAUAAUGGAUUCCAACAGGCUCAUCAUGUACCUUCUUCAAUGCUUGUGCAGCCAUAUGUAGCAUUUUUGGGGCGUUAUGUCUGAUGAUGUAGUUAAUCUUUAGCUGACUGGUGAUCUCUAAUGAUACCAGUUUGUCUCCUUAAAUUUGAAAGCCAUAAAGCAUUCACUUAGAAACUUGAUUUAGACUGAGGAUAAGGCCCAACUGAAAUGUCUUGAAAACUGUACAAGUAGGAUUUUCUCAAGGCUUCAGUCCUAAAUAUGUAUAUACAGGAGUUGUUUUGUUUUUUUAUGAUGACCCUAUGAUUGUUGUGGAAGAACUUUAUUAUUUUGGCUUACUAUUUUUUACCUUUUUGUAUGUUUAAGAAGUGAUCUAUUAACCAUAAACAUUAAGUUAAUCUGAAACACAUGAGCAUAUAGCACCUGGCAGAAGGCAUAUAGGUUAUAUAUCAGGUGUAUAAAACAAGCUGCAACAUGUAUAUUGACUUGUAUUUAAUUAGCAUCUACAGAAACAAAGAAAAUCUCUGCAUCUCCUCUAGACCCUUCCUUUGCUUGUCUUACAAAGCUUGCACAAAAGCAGUAGAGUUCUGUAGCAUUUGACUUCAGUGGAAAAGCCUUGUAGCUGCCUUCUGUUGCUGAGAAAAGGAACUGUCACCUCUGAGAUACAGCACACUCUUGCAGAGCAUGUAUCAUGUCCUUCUGCAAAGUAUGGUAGGGAUAGGUAUAGAAGCCACUUGGGAUCUUUGGGAAAUCCUUAAGGACAUUAAUUAUUAGAAUUGUUAAAACAUUGAUGUUCGAAUCCAUUUCGUGGUGAAAGAUUUUAAACCUACACUAAGUAUUAAAUGUUCUCUAGAAAAUAAUAUAUCCUAAAGUCCUAAACUGCAGUUUAUAAUUCAUUCAGCCUUUUCCAGUCCUCAUUUUUUUCCAGACUCAGUUUUACAGUUCAAAUAGGGACUGCUUAUCAUGGAGUUACAUCAUAACUUCUUACUACAGUAACUACCUGUAGUAACUUGUGAAAAAUUAUGCUUCCUUGGGAUUUGCCACUGGCAUGGAGAAAGCAGACACAGAUGGUAACAGCAUAUGGCAGGAGAUACCUGUGCAUGUUUCACAGCUUACCCACAUGGUAAGAAAUGCCACAUCUGGAUUAAGAAGCUUCAGAUACCAUCAUAAUUCCCAGAACUGCCUUCUCCAGAGUUUCUUUCUUUAAAACAGUUCUUUCAGUGUGCCUAGACACUAGGAUCUCAGAAGUUUUUCUUAGGUAACCUAAGUGGAACUCAUAAGAUCGGUUGCUGCCCAGAGUGAAACCAGAAACUGACCUUGUUCAAGCCCUCACUGCACCAGUUUGGCUCUGCCCUAGGAUGCAAAGGAGUAGAGAGCACUUCCUGAGCUCUACCUGCACCUUGCUGACCUGCCUGCCAUCACAGACACCUCUCUGAGGCAGUCUAUAACCCUGGAGAGAAAAUUGUUACGCCAAGAUUCCCUGUCUCAGUGUGUCAAAGUGCUGCCUGCAAUUUGGGUUCCAGUCGGGGAGCAUUGCUACUGAGGUUGUUGCUGUUACUAAUUCCAUCUCCAGGGUGCACUGGGGAGGCAGGGCGGUGCUCAUGCGGGUGCAUUUCAGCAGCAGCAAACAUGAGUUCAGCCAACCCAUGUUACUUGAGUGCCAUACAACCCCACCUUGUCUGUAUGCCUGACAGGAUUUCAAGCUCCUCACAUUUUGAAGGGGGAAGGAAAGAAACCACAGCAUGCUUGUUCACUGGAGCAUAAGCCACGUCUCCACAAACCACCAUUUCUUCUGUGUACAGGAUUAAGGAUGCAGCCUGUAUGUGCACAGCCAUAUCUGCAGAACUUCAUGGUCUUCCUGUCUCAAUCAGCUAUGUGAAAAUAACAUUUUGUAUAUGCUCAACAUGGUCAAACCAUCUUUCUGCUCUGCUGUGUGCCUCCCAGCCCACACCAUGGGAAUAAAGCUUCAGUGGAAACAAAAUUGAGGAAAUCUUAAUGCCCACCACAAAUACCAAAGAAGUUGUGAAGAGGGAAGAGACCCUUCAUGUACUCUUUUUAAUGUUAAAUGAAAGUAUAGAGAUUUCGCCAUGGAUGUAAAAAUAGUGAAUCACUUCCCAAAACCACCUGCAUCAUUGGAUAUUUGAAACAUAAAGUUUCUGGGAUAUGUACAACAUUGAAGGAAACAAAUGCUUGAACUGCUGAGAAGGAUGUCAUAACUACAAAAGCCCAGGGCUUUUUAAAGAAGAAGACUGUGCCAGGCGUCAAUAGAAAUGCAGGAAUUUGGUAGUUAUGAGGCAGGAUCAUUAUGUUUAACUCCCCAACUAUCCUAACUCAUUAAAAGUUCCUCUGACUUACUAGUUUUUUCUUAUUUCCCAUUUCCUUAUUUGUCUCAAGCUCAUUAUAAAACCAGUGUAAUGUGCUGUGUGAUGAGCUCCAACUCAGCUGUUUGAUGUGCUGUUUUUAAGACGUGAGCCAAGAGCAAACAACCCUUGAGCUCCAGGGGGAGCUCAAAGCCAGCUUGAUACUUGCCCUCUCCUUUAGUCUUGUCAACUUUUGCUUUUCCACUUUGUUAUGGAGGUGACCAAGAUGAUUUCAUGAAAUUGCAGUACGAAUGCAUGCCUUGGGAAAAGAUUCAGCAACAUCAGUGGAAGUGCCAAAUUGGACCUUUUUUUUCUUUUUUUACUGGAGCACUCUUGUCAUGCAAAAUGUCUCGUAGUGAGUAUAAUGACUUAUUUCUUCCAUUGCUCCAGGAUGGAGAGAUUUUGUAAAAUCAUCUCCCACAAAAGGGUAUGAAGGGACUUUGCAUUCAAGCAGUUGGCAAGAUGAAGGAGUUUUAGAUGGCAAGAAUAGUAAGAUGCACCAGUACCAAGCAAGAGGGAACACCAUGAGUGACAGAUAUGGGCACAGAGCAGAGAAAUAAAAAACAAAAAGUCCUUUCAACAUGUCAGUCUUAAAAUGUUCUC
Messenger RNA from Pseudopodoces humilis (Tibetan ground-tit), 7092 nucleotides. It is a transcript of the gene STARD4, whose product is annotated as StAR related lipid transfer domain containing 4. Gene Ontology annotation, biological process: cholesterol import; intracellular cholesterol transport; cholesterol transport involved in cholesterol storage. NCBI's taxonomy places the organism in Eukaryota, Metazoa, Chordata, Aves, Passeriformes, Paridae. Gene Ontology annotation, cellular component: cytosol; endoplasmic reticulum. Gene Ontology annotation, molecular function: cholesterol transfer activity; cholesterol binding. The record is from RefSeq and is a predicted model, not a curated record.